This is a messenger RNA of Didymosphaeria variabile, 3267 nucleotides long. RefSeq lists its product as uncharacterized. Lineage: Eukaryota; Fungi; Ascomycota; Dothideomycetes; Pleosporales; Didymosphaeriaceae. The transcript is spliced from 6 exons. The coding region runs from base 1 to 3267 and encodes 1088 amino acids. Gene Ontology annotation, molecular function: hydrolase activity; acyltransferase activity, transferring groups other than amino-acyl groups. The record is from RefSeq and is a predicted model, not a curated record.
AUGUUACGUCAUUCUGAUCUUGCAGUCUCAAGAGCCAUCUUCAAGCCCACGACAGAAGUCUAUCAGGACCUAUGCAAGCAGACAGGCAGAAAACCAAAGACUUUGGAGGUGGAGGUGAAUGGAAAGGGCAGCAAGGAGGUACGUGCGCAUUGGGUGGGGGAUGAGGGUGCGGAUGUGGUGGUGCUUUAUUUGCAUGGCGGCGGGUACACUCAACCAGCUUCCCCAGGUCACUUGAAAUAUCUCGAUGGUCUUGUGCAGGAUCUCAACGACAAUACAGAAGGUGCUGCUUCGAUCUCCUUCCUCGUAUUAGCCUACAGUCUCGCCCCCGAACAAGCGACCUAUCCAACUCAGCUCCGCGAAGCAGCUGCCGCACUGUCGCAUCUCGUCACCGUCUGCGGUCGCAGCCCAUCCAGCAUCGUGCUUGCGGGCGACUCUGCAGGCGGCGGUCUCGCACUAGCUCUCCUCUCACACAUUUUGCGUCCAAAGGCGGGUGUGCCCCAUGUGGGGCUACAGAUGCCGCUCAGAGGCGUUUUGCUUUUCAGUCCGUGGGUCAGUUUUUCGACGGAGUUCGCGAGCUACAUCAGGAACAAGGAGUCAGACACGCUCUCGGCGUAUAUUUUGAAGAAGUGGGCGGCUAUGUAUCUGGGUGAGAUGGAUGGAGGGGAUGAGAGGGAGGUAACUUGGGACGUGCGAAGCAACGAUGUCUACGCUGAAGCUUUCCUCGCUGAACCGUCGUGGUGGAGUGGGCUUGACUCUGUGGUCGAGAGCAUGCUCAUAUGGGUUGGUGGGCAAGAACUCCUGCACGAUCCUAUUACAGACUUUGUUACAAAAUUAAAGGAAGGCUGGAAAGCUCAGGGCGGGCUGGAAGACGACAUCGUGGUGAUCGAAGGCAGAGACGAAGCGCACAUCGGUCCGAUUUUGAAUGUUUCACUAGGCAAAAAGAGCAAGAGGAUGUCGCAGGUGGAUGUAGAGACGGAGAAACAUGCUGAGUUGCAACAGAGGGGUAUCAUGGCGACCACCACUGGAUCGAAUGGAGCCCUGGAGACCAUCUCCUAUCAAUACGACUCGGGAGACGUGACCUACAACGUGACAGUCUCCAAAGAGGUCUUCACACUCGUUGCACAGAACGUGAUGUGCGCCUACCCCAUCAGCGACAUCUACGCCCCCGCGAGCAGAUACCUCUUCUACGUCCUCGUCGCCCUGACCUUCUGUUCCAUCCGCAUCCGCUGGCUCUCUCACGUCUUCUUCGGUGCCGUCGUCGCAUACGCAGCCUGUGCAGCAAUCAAUGCCUUCAUCAUAAUUUCACACCCUCCAAAGCUGCAGGACCCCCAAAAUGUAACCAUCCCCUACAUCCCCUCAAACUCUAAUUGGACGACCGGCGACGACCAGGUGCAAGCUCUCGUCACCAACACGACUUAUGUGGAAAUCCAGCCAGAUGCCGUAGAACUCGACAUUGACCCCAUAACCGCCAUCGUGGUAACCGCCUGCUUGGUCGGUCUUCCUCUGCAAAUCUGGUCCCGUACUAUGCGCUCCUCAAUCAUAAUCCGCUACAUGAUACUCCUCUGGAACCUCAUUAUGCUGGCGGCAUCCAUCUGCGCUCUUCUCGCCUGGCCGACGACCAACCUCGCCUCUCCACAAUACCGGUUUUGCUUUGCCGGCGUGCUCGAUUCAGAUUCCCAGGCAAGCGACGGCUGGGACCCGAAGUAUUGGACGGGAAGCUGGAACGCCACGAUCAACGACAUCUUCGGGCAUCCGCAGACGACAUGGCAGGAAUUGAGUAACAACUGCUUCUAUCCGUGCUGGAACACGACGCAAAUUAUUCGCCAGCGGUCGAGUCUCAAAUCGGUUGUGUCGGAUCCACAUACGAACUUCGCGAAGCUGCACAAUCCAAAUAGAGCCGGGGAUGACGCUUUCGCACCGCUUAUAUAUGUCGCGGUUUGGGUGUUCGCCGCGGCACAGAUCUUUUUGUACCUUGUGAGCGCGCUGAGGCUGGGGAGUGACGAGUUGAGGAGCACGAUUCACGAGCCGCAUCACUUGUUUAGGAAAAAGAGGUUGGUGUGGAGACAGUUGGCUAGAGAUGCGAGGUACAGUUGGAUUACGUUAAGGGGGAUAUACCGAUUACCACUCCGAAUAAGCCGAAGGAUUAGAGAAAGAGAAGAGCGACCUCUACUGCGAGACCUAAUCCCAGUCCUUCGCCUGCUCAUCGACAUCAUCGCGCUCAUAAUUCUGGUCGCGGUAUUCCUCCUCUCCCCGUGCAUAGUAGUAGCUUUCAUCUGCUGGAUCGAAUGGUACAUCCGAAACGACGGCUCAGCCAACGAAUCGAUUAACCAGGUCGGGCAGUGGGCACCACUGGUGUCUGUAGGAGUCGUCUUUCUAGCCUCCGCAUUGUACCAUGUGUUGAAGGAGCCGCUGGCUUCCGAGCAUGAGAUACGCAAGGAGAUAGAGCAGAACGAGGCUAGUCUGCAGAAGCUCAGGCGGAAACUUGAGAAGAGCAGUGGAAUUGAAGAUGUCGAGCUAAUUAUCAUGUCUACCUCAAAUGCGCUGAUGAUCGAAAAGCUCCAGCCCAAGAACGUCACGCCCGAAAUGCUUGAGGAUGCGGCUGCCCUCUUCUCCUCUUCGUACGGUAUCUGGGGCCCUCUUGCGGCUGAGAAGAUAGGCAAAUACUGUAAGCCCGGUCAGCGUGUCAAGAUGUCAGUGGCGCGCCUGCGCGAGCAGUGCCUGGCGCCAGACACACGCAGUGUCUUCGUGCGCGCGCUGUCGAACGGUGAGCUUGCGGGCUAUGCAUUCGCAACCCGCUGGGAUUACCAGGGUCACCAGGUGUGCUGGGUCACGCAGCUAUGCGUGAGCCCUGCUUUUCGAAACCAGAAGCUGGCAACGAAGCUUCUAUUUGAGUUGCGAACUGGUGAGACGGAUCGCAGUUUUGGAAUUCUCUCUUCGCAUCCGCAUGCGAUUCUAGCCGCCCUCCGUGCCUUUGGUAGAGGUAUUGAGGAAGUUGAUAUGGAUAUGGCGCGGCUGUAUGCCCAGGGCAUUAUUGAUGCGUCGCCCGUUGAGUACGUGAAGGGUGCCAAGCUCACAGGCACACUCUUUGGCACUGGUAGUGGCAUGGAAAGUGGUACCUGCUGUGCAGAUACCUCAUUCUGGGUUGACCACACUGAACCGUUGGCUGCUCUGCAGCAGGUGAAGGGUAAGGGUGUGCAGUGGCCCUUUGGUGAGUUGCCUGAGGGGUGCGAGUACGUUGUAUUGGUAAAGGGCGCGGAUGUUGAUUGA